Messenger RNA from Hydractinia symbiolongicarpus, 293 nucleotides. RefSeq names its product ADAMTS-like protein 1. Lineage: Eukaryota; Metazoa; Cnidaria; Hydrozoa; Anthoathecata; Hydractiniidae. The coding region runs from base 27 to 263 and encodes 78 amino acids. The record is from RefSeq and is a predicted model, not a curated record. The transcript is spliced from 2 exons.
GGAAAAUAAAACUUCCAAACGCACUAAUGGUACUGCACAACGAUGUUAUAACACUGUCGUGCUCAGCUGCAGGUUAUCCAGCUGCUCAAUAUUCAUUAUACCAUAAUGACACUCUUUUAAUGAGUUCCAGACCACAUUACGAUCACCCAUUUGUGUAUAGUAUUGCCAAAGCUGAAUCUCACCAUAGUGGUGUGUAUACUUGUGUCGCGUCCAAUGUCCACAAAACAAUCACAUCUUCGUCAUAUGUUACAGUUACAAAGUAAGUUUAUCCUUCUAAUCUUGCGUGAACGAAU